AUGGCUUCGCUCCUCCGACUGGCGGUCAUAUUGCUGACCGUAGCCAGCGCGUCCCUCCUUCACACGACCACGGCGGACCUCCUGCUGAGGCCAGAGCGCGUGCCUCGCGCGCAGUUCCGCAUUCGCUGCAACUUCAGCCACGCUCUGCGGGAUGACCCCAUCGUCUUCCCUGGGCAGCCCGGCAAGUCUCACCUGCACGACUUCCUCGGCAGCACCAUCACCAAAGCCGACACCACUGAUGCCAGGGCGUUGGUGGGCAGCAAGACAACGUGCGGGCUGAAGGCGGACUCAGCAGCGUACUGGUUCCCGUCCAUGUUCAUGCGCACCAACCAGAAGGACGCCAAGGGCCAGUACAUCUACAAGCACUUAAAGCCCAACUGGACGCUCUUCUACUACCGCACGUCUGUCAAGAACCCGGAAACCAUCAUGCCCUUCCCGCGGGGCUUCCGGAUGCUCACAGGCAACCCAUUCGCAGGAUCUAAACAAGCUGACGACAUGGCGAACGUGGAAUGGUGGUGCGGCGCGCGCGGCAAGCACGGUAACGACUUUCCGCACCAGAAGUGUCCUGCGGGCGACCAGCUGAUUGGCAAGAUCAACUUCCCCGUGUGCUGGGACGGCAAGAACAUCGACAGCGCGGAUCACCGCAGCCACGUGGUGCACAUCCCGCUAAACACCACGUGCCCGUCGUCGCACCCCGUGCCGCUGCCGCGCAUCAGCAUCAAGGUGUACUACCCCGUCGACACGGACCUCGACCUCACGUGGCCCAAGAACGGCGUCAAGGGCAACCCCGCUGUCUACCUCUCCACCAUUCAGAGCGGCGGCACGGGCAGCCCUUUUGAGUACCACAGCGACUUUAUCAACGGGUGGGACCAAAAGCCUUCCAACUGCGCAAGCGCUGCUGUUGCAAUGGUGACUGCCACAAUCACCCCCCUCUUCGCGCAUGCGCCCGCGGCCCUGGUCAGAGUGUCCACCGCCUCGCCGCGAACUGGACUCAGAGCCUUGCCGUUCCUCCCGCGCCCGCGAGAUGUCACAAGGCGCAUCGUGCAAUCACGUGGGGCAGCCCGAUGUGCUGUUGCUGACGUGGCAAGAAGAGAGGAUGGGCAGAGCAACGAUCAACUGGGCGGGGAUCUGCCUCAGGCCGCCGAUCAGUCAGCGCAGCUGGCGGCGGAUCUGGCGGGCAACGGGUGGCGCAGCACGCGGCGCACGAAGCUGGUGUGCACCAUCGGGCCGGCGUGCUGCGGCUUCGAGCAGAUCGCGGCGCUGGCGGAGGGCGGCAUGAACGUGGCGCGCAUCAACAUGUGCCACGGCACGCACGCGUGGCACCGGCAGGUGAUGGCGGACAUCCGGCGGCUGAACGCGGAGCGCGGGUACAGCGUGGCGGUGAUGAUGGACACGGAGGGCAGCGAGAUCCACAUGAGCGACCUCCAGGGCGCGCCCUCCGCUAAAGUCGCGGUCAGUCCCUCCCCCAUGCUUGCCGUGCCGUGGCGUAGCGAGGGCGACGUGUGGACGUUCACGGUGCGCAAGUUCCCUGACGGCAUGGCGCUGCCGCCCAACACCGUGCACGUCAACUAUGACGGCUUCAUUGACGGUGCGUGCUCCCCUGCUCAUGCGCUCAACUGUUGCCUUGCUGACGUCGUGGGGCCGCUGCUAUUGUGUGGACACCUUCCUUUACUUCCUCCACCUUCUCUGCUUUCUCUGCUCCGCGCUCCCACCACCCCAUUGUCCCAAUACCCAUCGCUUCCGCCCUCCCCCUCCCCCGUCUCCCCGCCAUCAGACGUGAGGGAGGGCGACGAGGUGGUGGUGGACGGGGGCAUGGCGCGGCUGCAGGUGGCGGCGCGCAUGGGGCCCGACGUGGUGUGCAGCGUGCUGGACCCGGGGCUGCUGCUGCCACGCGCCAACCUCACCAUCUUCCGCAAUGGCCACCUCGUGCGCGCCACCAACGCCAUGCUGCCCACCAUCUCCUCCAAGGACUGGAUAGACAUAGACUUUGGAAUAGCGGAGGGGGUGGACUUCAUAGCCAUCUCCUUCGUGCGCUCACCUGAGGUCGUCACGCACCUCCGCAGCUACGUAAACGCGCGCUCUCCCUCCCGGUGCGUGCCGUGUGGUGGGUGUGGUGCAGGUGGGUGCAGCUGUCUCGACUCCCUCGCAUCACACUCAUUCACCCGCCCCUCUCUCAUCCACCUGUGCGCCGCCUUCCUCCUGGCGUUGAUAGCCAAGAUAGAGAGUGUGGAGGCGGUGGGGCGGCUGGAGGAGAUCAUAGCGGCGUCGGACGGGGCGAUGGUGGCGCGGGGCGACCUGGGCGCGCAGGUGCCGCUGGAGGACGUGCCGGGCGUGCAGCAGGACAUGGUGGACCUCUGCCGCGCCCUCAACAAGCCCGUCAUUGUGGCGUCGCAUCUCCUCGAGUCCAUGAUCGAGUUCCCCAUCCCCACCCGCGCUGAGGUGGCGGACACGGCAGAGGCGGUGCACCAGCAGGCGGAUGCGCUGAUGCUGUCGGGGGAGUCGGCCAUGGGGCAGUUCCCUCUUAAAGCCCUCGACGUGCUGCGCACCGUUGCAGAGCGCUUUGAGGCCAUCGAGGAGGGGCAGGGCGGAUACGAGGGGGGCCCCGGUGCGGCAGCCACGGAUGGGCGCACGGCGGUGGAGCGCGUGGCGCUGCUGCCGGAGCUGUCGCACUCGCUGCGGGACCGCAUGUCCGAACAGAUCUGCGCAGCUGCUGCCCAGAUGGCCAUGCGUCUGGGGGCAAAAGCAAUAAUCGCCUUCACCCAGAGGGGCUACAUGGCGUCGUUGCUCUCGCGCUGCCGCCCCAACUGCCCCAUCUUUGCCGUCACGCCCUCCCAGGCGGUGAGGCAGCACAUGAGUGUGUACUGGGGCCUCGUGCCAUUCCGCCUCGACCUCUCAGACGACGCCGAGGACAACAUGCGGCGCGCCUUCGCCGUGCUCAAGGCGAGGGGCCUGGUGGCGGAGGGCGAUCUCAUCAUCGCCGUCUCUGAUGUGGCGGGCGGGCAGGAGGCCGUGGGGGCCAGGCAAAGCGUGCAGGUCCGCAAGGUGCUGUGA
Closterium sp. NIES-65 is the source of this 3051-nucleotide messenger RNA. The record is from the annotation of a GenBank genome assembly. Lineage: Eukaryota; Viridiplantae; Streptophyta; Zygnematophyceae; Desmidiales; Closteriaceae.